CGGAUCCAGUACAGUAGCAUUCUGGGAAUACUGUGCGAAAAGAAAGUAAAAUUAACUUCCUUGAGGUAGCCUACGAUAUGAAGAUCUGUAAAAGAUUUGGCCUAAGAUAUUAAAGGCUGGUUCAAGUGAAUUUCUAAAACGAUCUGGAAAAAUGAUGGCAAAAAUAUUUAGUAAGAAACCGUUGUUUGCAUCCGAAUUGAGAAAGGAAGAUGGAAUAAAAUAUAAAAAGCUAGAGCUAAAAGCCAUUGAUACAGCUAGGCCAGUCAGCAGUGAUAAACUGAGAUUUGUUUGUAUAUCAGACACCCAUGAUUGGUUUUUAAGAAUGAUUGAGAGAAGAAAGAUACCAGAUGGUGAUGUUUUAUUACAUGCUGGUGAUAUUACAAUGGACGGUGAUCCAGUGUCUAUCAAUGAUUUUAACAGAUUAUUACCUCAAUUACCACACAAAGUGAAAGUAGUGAUAGGUGGAAAUCAUGAUCUCUGUUUAGAUCAGCAAUUAUUAGAUACAAACAAUCAAUAUUGUGUGAAGCGAUUUGAAUUAGAUACAUAUAAAUCGGAUAUUAAAUCUUAUGUUAGAUCUAAGACACAGUUACAUGAUAAAACAGAAGCAAGACAUCUAUUUACAAACUGUAUAUAUUUAGAGUCAAGCAUGGUGGAUAUAUGUGGUGUUAAAAUUUUUGGUGCUCCCUGGAAUGUGAAACAUGCUAGAUAUUGGGCAUUUUCACGUGAAAGAGGAGAUCCAUUGUUAGAGAAAUGGAAUCAGAUUCCUGAAAAUGUAGAUAUUCUGAUGACUCAUUCUCCACCUUUUGGAUAUGGUGAUAAAUCUUCCAAACAUUCUCACGUUGGUUGUGUGGAUUUACUUAACGUGGUACAGAAUGUGGUUAAACCUAAAUAUCAUAUCUACGGCCAUAUACAUGAAGAUUAUGGUAUAAGAACUGAUGGAGAAACUAUAUUUAUAAACGCAGCUAAUUGUACCAAAUCUUACCGACUUAUGAACCGACCAAUAGUCUUUGAUUACACUUUGCCCGAGGGUCACUCCAAAGCUGAACUACUUCAACCAAUGCUUUGGAAAAAACCCGAUUAUAGCAAUUAAUGACAAGGGCUUUGGAUUUUAAGGACAAGUUAAAACUGGAAUGAAGAUGUCUUUAGUUUUUUUUAAAAUAUAUGGAAUCCUUAAAGGGACAAUAACACUCUUGCUGGCUUGACAGCUCCAGAAAAUAAAAAAUAGCCUUAUUCUAAGUACUAGAUGUGCUAGUGUCCUACCUGUUGUGUAAAUUAUCCAUUAAAUCCUAUUUUACUUGUCCAAAUGGUUUAAAAAUAUUUUUAAAUCCAAGUCACAUUUGAAAAGCUUUACGUCAGGCUUUUCAAAUCAUUUAGUUGAAGUUUUCCAAUUUUUUAAAUUAAGUGUGUUAAGAUGAAAUUUGUAUCAUCAAUUAAUUGGAAUAUUGUAAAAUAGUACAAUUUGUUGACCAGAAUAGAGAUUAGGACAUAUUAUUAAGUUACAACAAGAAUGGUAUUGAGCCUUUAACAUUAUGAAUAUGAAUGAAGGUGGAUGUGAAUGAGUGUUUUUAUAUUUAUAUCCAAGAAAGCACAAAAAGUAAAUUCAAUGGAUAAGUUAAAAGUUUGGAUAUAAAUUUUGUUUAUCAGUGAAUAAUUUUCAAUAUUAGUUAAUUUCGACCUCAUCUUCUCUCACCUUUUGGAGAAUGCAUGGGACUAUUCACUGUAACCCAGGUAUCGUUUAAUCUUGUGUAUCUAGCAUUAAUUUCUUUCACAUUCGUUUAAUAUCCAAUCUUUGUUUAAAAAUUUGUAAAAACUGUUUAAAAUCACCAUAAAUCGUUUAAUUUGUACUUCUGUCCAGUUUAAAGCUGACCAUUCAAAUUUGAUAAUUAGUGUCCAAUUUACAAGUGUUUAAUUUCUCAAUCAUUGUUAAAAAAUAAACAACCCAAUUGAUUACUGAGGUAUAAUGAUUAAUUUUUGAACAGUGAUCAGGAAAUUAAAUACUUGUAAAUUGGACACUCAUUAUCAAAAUUAAUCAUUCAGCUUUAAACUGGACACAUGUA
Messenger RNA from Patella vulgata (common limpet), 2057 nucleotides. Its product is annotated as metallophosphoesterase MPPED2. The coding region runs from base 152 to 1090 and encodes 312 amino acids. Gene Ontology annotation, molecular function: hydrolase activity. The transcript has 5 exons. The record is from RefSeq and is a predicted model, not a curated record. NCBI's taxonomy places the organism in Eukaryota, Metazoa, Mollusca, Gastropoda, Patellidae.